GUGAUGUUGAUGAUGAUGAUGAUGAUGAUAGUUUCAUCUUUAUUUUCGAGCAAACAUGAACAAAAUAAAUUCUGUCCAUUCAGUGGCUAACUGUUGUCUAUGUUUACUAUACGUAUACGUAUCGUCGUCAUUGAAAUUCAUAUUGUGAAACACAACACUAAAAAAGAAAAGAAAAGAAAAAAUGACAGAAAAAUCAUUGUUGGUCAAUCUUUUAUGUCGUAUCGGAUCAAUGUUCCUAUUUGCCUGUAAUAAAUUUAUUCUGUUAUCAUUAUCAUUAUUAUUGAUGGUCAUUGUAUCAUCAAUAUGGACACUAACAACAACAGCGGCAACGGAAACAAAGUCAAACACUACUACUACUAUUACUACUACGAUCGCCACCAAUCAAAUUGUUCCCUUCACCAUCAGUGCCCAUAAUAAUCAUCAUUAUCAUUAUCAAUAUCGUAACGAUCAUGAAACGAUUUCAAAAUUUCAUUUUGAAUCGAAAUCAAUGAAAAUGAAAGUUGUCCAAAAAGAUUCGACCAUUCAUGAUAAUAAAUCAUCAUUGUAUAUAAAGAAUGUGAAUGAUAGCCGAAAUGAUCAACAAAUGUUGUCAACAAUAAAACAUUCCAGUGCCAAUAAUAAUAAUAAUAAUAAUAAUGAUAAAAUUCCGAAUUUCAUUAGUAAAAAUGAUAAUGAAUCUAAUUUAUCAACAACUAAAAAUCAUAAGAAUGGCAGGCAUAGAAAAAAUAAUUUCAAGAAUUUUGACAACAGUGUUGAGAAACGUCAACAACAACGAUCUAAAUUCAUUUGA
Molecule: messenger RNA, 790 nt
Organism: Dermatophagoides farinae (American house dust mite)
Lineage: Eukaryota; Metazoa; Arthropoda; Arachnida; Sarcoptiformes; Pyroglyphidae
Source: RefSeq, a predicted model, not a curated record